GGAGUCUGUCUUCUGCUUUUUCAACAUUGGAUUUGCGUUACUGGAGCACUCUGACUAGAGGUGGUGACAUGACGCAAAACACUCUCUUCUAUUGCCUGUGGAUCUGAAGCACAGUUAUCCUGUUCCAUUCCCUUUGGUCUUAUAUGGAGCAUAUUUCUCUAUCUGUUGUUAAAGUAUGAUGACAUGUCUGUAGCUAUCAGAAAGAGAAGCUGGGAAGAACAUGUGACCCAAUGGAUGGGACAGCCUUUUAAUUCCGAUGAUAAUAGCAUAGCCUGUCAUCAUGGACUAGUAGCUGAUAGCUUGAAGGCAAGUAUGGAAAAAGAUGCAACUCUCAAUGUGGAGCACAAAGAGAAGUGUGCUUCACUGCCAGACUGCUGCCACGGUUAUGAGCUGAGAGAUCUUUCUGGUACACCAAUGGGUCAUAUUGCAAAAGAAGUGGAAGAAAACUAUUGCCACGAAGGUAAAGAUCAAUUUCUUUCUCUGGAGGCCAGUACAGAAACAUUAGUGCAUGUUUCAGAUGAGGAUGUGGAUUCUGAUCUGUAUCCUACAGAUGAAAACCAGAUCUUAACCAUUGAAGGACAGAACACAUUAGAUCAACAUAGCGUCAAAGGAGCAGGCUCCUUACAAAAUAAGCUGUCCAUCUUGGAAAGUAACAAAGAUUCUUAUAACUCCAGGGGAAUGCCCAGUGGAGCUGAUUUAGCACUGAUAGAAGAAAGGAGUGAAAUGAAGGUGGUUGACAUUAUGAGUAAAAACCUGGAGCUUUGCAAUGUGAUGAGCUUAAGUGAACUAAAGGAUGCUGCCAAAGAUAAUGCAUGUGAUUCUGUGAAUGCGGAUGACACUGUGCCUGAGAAGCAAUUGCUUGAUUCUGCUGUAAUUGCUCAACAACGAAGGAAACCUGACUUCCCUAAAGAUGAACAGGAAGGAAACACCUGCAGUGCUGUACAAGAUAUGUGCUUGGCUAUUCCUUGUACAGACAGAGUCCUACCAUUAUUAAAAGCAGAUUCUGGGAACUGUCUACUGCAAUCUCCUUCCUGCCCUCAUGGAAUGUCUGUUGAAAAUGGCUCGAAGAAGAGUGGUUUCUCAGAACAACAAAACAAAAAUCUUUCAAUGGUCAACUCUGGAGAUGGCACGCAGUGUUUACACUUAAAGGAGACUCUGGCCACCCAGGAAACAACAGAUAAUCAAGUCAGGUUUCGCAAAAGAAAGGUAAGAUAUAUGAAGUGA
Molecule: messenger RNA, 1224 nt
Organism: Suncus etruscus (white-toothed pygmy shrew)
Lineage: Eukaryota; Metazoa; Chordata; Mammalia; Eulipotyphla; Soricidae
Product: rho GTPase-activating protein 7-like
Exons: 2
Coding region: 184-1224 (346 amino acids)
Source: RefSeq, a predicted model, not a curated record